CCCAGUGCCCGGGAGGAGCAGCGGAGGAGGGAGCGAGCCAGCGAGGCGGCCCGGGGAGCGCGCGAGCGGCGGGCUGCCGGAGCCGCCUGUGCACGGCGGCGGCGAGGGUGGCUGUCGCCUGAGCAGCAGGAGCCGGGCCAGCGCGGAUUCCGCACCCGCCGAGUGUGAUGAAGCUGCCCUGCCUCGCUGCUCCGCUUGCCGCCAGCUGACACCGCCUGCUCCCAGCCCGCCCGCCGAGGGAGGCGCCGCGGGGCCGUGACCUUGGCCCAGGAGGGUAGACUCAUUCCUGUAUCUGGGAGCUGAGCAAGUGUGGGGUGACAUGGCCCAGGGGAAUAAUUAUGGGCAGACCAGCAACGGGGUGGCAGAUGAAUCGCCCAACAUGCUGGUGUACAGAAAGAUGGAAGACGUCAUAGCACGCAUGCAAGAUGAAAAAAAUGGAAUUCCCAUCCGUACUGUCAAAAGCUUUCUUUCCAAGAUACCCAGCGUCUUCUCUGGGUCAGACAUUGUUCAAUGGUUAAUAAAGAACUUAACUAUAGAAGAUCCAGUGGAGGCGCUCCAUUUGGGAACAUUAAUGGCUGCCCAUGGCUACUUCUUUCCGAUCUCAGAUCAUGUCCUCACACUCAAGGAUGAUGGUACUUUUUACCGGUUUCAAACACCCUAUUUUUGGCCAUCAAAUUGUUGGGAGCCGGAAAACACAGACUACGCGGUUUACCUCUGCAAGAGAACAAUGCAGAACAAGGCGCGGCUGGAGCUGGCAGACUACGAAGCUGAGAGCCUGGCCAGGCUGCAGAGGGCCUUCGCCCGGAAGUGGGAGUUCAUUUUCAUGCAAGCAGAAGCACAAGCAAAAGUGGACAAGAAGAGAGACAAAAUCGAAAGGAAGAUCCUCGAUAGCCAAGAGAGAGCAUUCUGGGACGUGCACAGACCUGUGCCUGGAUGUGUAAAUACCACUGAAGUGGACAUUAAGAAGUCCUCCAGAAUGAGAAACCCACACAAAACACGGAAGUCUGUCUAUGGUUUACAAAAUGAUAUUAGAAGUCACAGUCCUACCCACACACCCACGCCAGAAACUAAAGCUCCCACAGAAGAUGAGUUACAACAACAGAUAAAAUAUUGGCAAAUACAGUUAGAUAGACAUCGGUUAAAAAUGUCAAAAGUUGCUGAUAGUCUGCUAAGUUACACGGAACAGUAUUUAGAAUAUGACCCAUUUCUUGUGCCACCUGACCCUUCUAACCCAUGGCUGUCGGAUGAUACUACCUUCUGGGAACUUGAAGCAAGCAAAGAACCAAGCCAGCAGAGGGUAAAACGAUGGGGUUUUGGCAUGGAUGAAGCAUUGAAAGACCCAGUUGGGAGAGAACAGUUCCUUAAAUUUCUAGAGUCAGAAUUCAGCUCAGAAAACUUAAGAUUCUGGCUGGCAGUGGAGGACCUGAAGAAAAGACCUAUCAGAGAGGUCCCCUCCCGAGUUCAGGAAAUAUGGCAAGAAUUUCUGGCGCCAGGUGCCCCCAGUGCCAUUAACUUGGAUUCUAAGAGCUAUGACAAAACCACGCAGAAUGUGAAGGAGCCCGGACGAUACACAUUCGAAGAUGCGCAGGAGCACAUUUACAAAUUGAUGAAAAGUGACUCAUACCCACGUUUUAUAAGAUCCAGUGCCUAUCAGGAGCUUCUACAGGCAAAGAAAAAGGGGAAAUCUCUCACAUCAAAGAGGUUAACAAGCCUUGUUCAGUCUUACUAAAAGGAUCAUCUUGUAGCAUGGAAGCAGACUGGAGUCAUUGCAUAUACUUUGUAGCUCUAUGUUGUUACCCGGAGCAAAGGACAUUAGACCAAGAUGUUGCAUGAGCAAAGGACCUGAAUUGUUCUUUCUUUGUGUGCAUUAAGGGAUUGUCAUCUCCAAGGAACUCUACCAUCUCAAUGCCUCCAUUUCAAAAUGUUGUCUGCUUACUUCCUCCUUGUACUAAGCUGGAUCUGUGUCUUUUCCUUUUUAAUAAGUUCAAGUGAAGUAGACCUUUCCCCACCCCCACCCCUCUCUCUCUUUCUCUUAAAGCUUCUGCUAGACACUGUGCACUGAAAAUUCAGUCCGUCACAAACUGGAAGAAGUGUAAAAGAAAAAAGCAUAUAUCAAUAAGUAUACAUAUGGCUUCACAUUUAUUAAACGAUAAAUUAGCAGAGAAGUUUUCAUUUCACCGAUGUAUUCACAGUCAGAAACAACCUCCUGUCUUUCUCUGCUGUCUAUACACUCUCGGUUAAUGUUUCUUGCAUUUAUUUUUAUACCAUAUUUAAAUAAGAAACACAUUUUACUCCAAAUGUA
Equus quagga is the source of this 2302-nucleotide messenger RNA. It is a transcript of the gene RGS7, whose product is annotated as regulator of G protein signaling 7. Gene Ontology annotation, biological process: intracellular signal transduction; regulation of G protein-coupled receptor signaling pathway; G protein-coupled receptor signaling pathway. Bases 320 to 1729 code for a protein of 469 amino acids. The record is from RefSeq and is a predicted model, not a curated record. The transcript is spliced from 17 exons. NCBI's taxonomy places the organism in Eukaryota, Metazoa, Chordata, Mammalia, Perissodactyla, Equidae.